Molecule: messenger RNA, 885 nt
Organism: Meira miltonrushii
Lineage: Eukaryota; Fungi; Basidiomycota; Exobasidiomycetes; Exobasidiales; Brachybasidiaceae
Exons: 2
Coding region: 89-682 (197 amino acids)
Source: RefSeq, a predicted model, not a curated record
GGGACCAGAAUGAAUAAUGACUUAUUGUUGUUCACUAUGUUGAAUCAAUACCAACAACUACCUUUACAACCACAUCACAAUCGCAAAAAUGGCUAAUCAUACCAAUUAUCUGGCCAUCACCGCUCUCAUCUUCGCACUUUCCUUCAUUUUUGCGCAUGCUUCACCUGCUCCAAUCAGCAUUAGAGCUUCAAAGAGUAACAAUAAUCAAACAUCUGUCCCAAUUCCAUACAAGGCAGACGGUUUGAACUGCACCGUCUCAACCGAUCCCGUUUCAACUGCCACUUUGAUCGAUUGUCAAGCUUUAUUAGCCUCCAAUGGUACCGCAUUAAGGAAAACAUUUGUCAACAAAGAGACGUGUGCAUACAUUAGCGACAAAGGUUACGAGCGUGCCGCAAGCUCUCGAGUCGUCGGCUGCCAUGGAAACUGUUGUCUUUCUUACGCCUACCCUGCCAAUACUAAUCCGGAAAAAGUUAAUGUGACUGCACAACAAGUCAUUCCACGUGCAGAAAAGUUACUCAAAUGUGGUGCGAAUGCAGGUUCAGGUCACAUUAGUGCAAGAGAGUUGUACAAAGAUGGAACUGGAUUGUGUCUCUUGCAAGGAAAUUCUACCUGUGGCUGCUUUGAUGAUUUAUUAUGGACUCCAGAUGGCGCUCCAGUAGAUGAUCCAGAAAAGCGAUCAUAAAAGUGGGAUUGUAGCCUGAAUCAUGAACAGUAAUCAUUAUAAAUAAGAAACGAAAAGAACCUGCCGGCAAGUUCAAUAUAUUGAUUGCAAAAUGAAUACAAAGUGAUCAGAUACACAAUUAAGCUUUGCAGAUGCAAGUAUCAUUCUUGUCGCAAUAACCAUCUUUUUUACCGCCAGAUGCGUCUGCACAUGAAGCUGAACAU